Molecule: messenger RNA, 1467 nt
Organism: Cylas formicarius (sweet potato weevil)
Lineage: Eukaryota; Metazoa; Arthropoda; Insecta; Coleoptera; Brentidae
Gene: Surf4
Product: surfeit locus protein 4 homolog
Exons: 5
Coding region: 133-945 (270 amino acids)
Biological process (GO): Golgi organization
Cellular component (GO): membrane; endoplasmic reticulum-Golgi intermediate compartment; endoplasmic reticulum
Source: RefSeq, a predicted model, not a curated record
GAUGAAAAAAAGAAGAAGGCUGUUCUUAAAUUUGACAACGCAUAUGUGGAGCUUAGGUUGUUUUUGAUUUUGGUUCUUUCGGUUCGUCCAAAAAUUAAGUGAUUGCGUGGAGGUUGUUCUCAUUUUACAAAAAUGAACAUACAGAAGGAGUACAUUUCCCAGGCCGAGGAUAUAGCGGAUCAGGUUCAAAGAAAAUUGAAGCACAUCUUGCCGACAUUAGCAAGAUUGUGUUUAAUAUCAACAUUUUUUGAGGACGGUUUGAGAAUGUGGGUACAAUGGAACGAACAAAGGGAGUAUAUGGACAUGUCUUGGGGAUGUGGGAAGUUUUUGGCCACAGUCUUUGUUCUUAUAAACCUUAUUUUCCAAUUGGGUGGCUGUGCAAUGGUUAUAGUUAGGUAUAGAGUGAAUAUUGGGUGCAGCAUUUUGUUUUUUAUCGUCGUUUUACAGACAUUGGCAUAUAGCAUCCUUUGGGAUUUACAGUUUCUUUUGAGGAACUUAGCUUUAGUCGGAGCAUUGCUCUUGGUUUUGGCAGAGAGUAGAGGAGAAGCAAAGAGUCUGUUUGCAGGGGUUCCCUCAUUAGGAGACAACAAGCCCAAAAACUAUUUACAAUUUGCUGGAAGAGUGCUCCUUGCUUUUAUGUUUGUCACAUUGCUUAGGUUUGAAUUUAGUUUCCUGCAGAUCCUUCAAGAUCUUUUGGGGUCUGCACUGAUGGUGUUAGUAACAGUAGGAUACAAGACAAAAUUGUCAGCACUGAUUUUAGUAGUUCUUUUGACAUUGCUGAACUUCUACCACAAUGCUUGGUGGACUGUGCCAGAUUACAAACCUCUCCGAGACUUCCUCAAAUAUGACUUCUUUCAGACUUUAUCAGUAAUAGGAGGUCUCCUAAUGAUAGUUUAUUUAGGCCCUGGUGGGGUAUCGAUGGAUGAGCACAAAAAGAAGUGGUAACAGGGCAUAAUAUAUGGUGUCACAAAAAUAGAAUUAGUUAUUUUCACGACUCCCACUUUUUUUUAUGUCACAUGACUGUUGUAUUGUACUUUAUUUAUGAGAUAGACUUUUUUAUUGAAAUUGGGUUAUGUGGUCAGAGCGUGAGUGAUAAUAGCGGGUAUCAGUUUUUUUGAAUUGCUUAAUGGUUAUUUAAAUUUUUUUGAGUACUUUUCAUUGGGCUUUGAUGCAAAAACUGGUACCCAUUUGUUUUUAUACAUUCAAAACUGCAAUGUUUAGAUUUUAUUUUACUUUUUUUGCAAAUUGUAUAUAUAUUUUAUGUAGAUAAGUAUAAUGUUGCUGUUAAGAUUGACCACCGAGAUGUUUCUCAAGAAUUAAUCAUGGAAAGGAGCAUUUGACUCCCGAAAUAUGUCCUACCUAUAAGCUCAAAAUAUUUAUCUUCCAUUUUUAUGUUAAAAUGCGCGAAGAGGAACUGUAUCACACUGAUUAUUUGACAACUAAUAAAUACAUAUUUUUUGCUAGAAA